Molecule: messenger RNA, 920 nt
Organism: Hibiscus syriacus
Lineage: Eukaryota; Viridiplantae; Streptophyta; Magnoliopsida; Malvales; Malvaceae
Exons: 4
Coding region: 178-570 (130 amino acids)
Source: RefSeq, a predicted model, not a curated record
UCUCAAAUUGAUGUUGUACGUUGCCUUUUUGAGUUACAAUUGGUUUUGUUUUCGGGUGAAAACAACAAAUUCAAAGAAGUAUUGCGUCCUUCCCAAAGCAGGGGUCGUCUUGCCUCGACCCACAUGUGAAGUUAUGGCUACAAUGCAAGCGCAAAAGGAAGCUCCACCUGAUAUGCAAUGCAGGGACAAAUUCUUCCUUCAGAUGUCGCAAUCGCGAAUCAAUCUCCGGAAUCUGCAAUCCGCCAUCCUUACGCGGCGGUGCAAAGGAAAAGAGAGGAGAGGAGUAUGUUGGAAGACCCUACAUCCACCGCACCCGAUGCCGCCCCCAUUAUCAAACGCUACACUCCUCCUAAUCAACGAAACCGUUCUCUCGGUCGCCGUAAGUCUGGAGAUUGGUUUCAUUGGACUAAUAAUGUAUAUGGGAAUGAUUCAGAGAAGAACCUAGGUGUCGCAUCGAGAAACAAUCUGGUCGGAGAUGCUGGGAGCAGCGGUAUCCUGAAUGAAGACCACCAUCGUCCUACUUUAAUACCUUUAGAAGGUUGUUCUAGAAGUGACGCUUCUCGGCUUUAAAGCAAUCGUACGAUGUCUCUACACACUUUGAAUGAUUUGUGUGUACUUUUAUUAAGAAAACUGCCCUUGUUUCUGAAUUCCACCAACAUUGGUUAUCCCAUUAGUCUGUGAAGUUAGAGUUAUUGAUUUUUUUAUCUUUACAUUUAGGUGAAUUAUUCAACUUAUGGUUGGAAAGGGUUUCUUUUUCUUUGGUUCCUGGUUAGGGUUGUGGCUUUAUUAUCAGUUCAGGUACUGGAGUAAUUUGCUGAAGCCUAAUUAGUUUCGUGGACGACUUUUCCUGGUUGGUUAAGUGGUGAAGUUUCAAGGGUAGUUGGGGUGGUUCUUAGGUUCAAGUCCAUUUUCCUCUCUUU